Messenger RNA from Caenorhabditis auriculariae, 2104 nucleotides. Lineage: Eukaryota; Metazoa; Nematoda; Chromadorea; Rhabditida; Rhabditidae. The record is from the annotation of a GenBank genome assembly.
AUGAUCCUGCCGUUGCUGUCCGUCGUCUGCAUCGCUCAGUUUUUUGUCAGGGUUGGUUUUUGGGGAAGUUAUUAAAGGAGCAUAGGUGGGGUUGAUAAAGGGUUUUGGGACGAAAAGGAGAGUUUCUGGGCUUUGCAGAAGCUAUACUUGAUUCACAGCUUGGAAAACUGUCCAAAAGUCUUUAAAAUCCGGAUUUGAAGUUCCUCAAGCCGGUUACCUGCGAAAAUACAUUUCUGUAAAUUAAUAACACUAAAAAUCGCAUUUUUCUCUUUUUUCAAGCCCUUUCCCGAUCUUUUCACAAAAAAUAAUUUUUUGGAGAUAUUCAAAGUUCCCGUUUCACUGAAAAACGGGGUCAAACCAGGACUUCCCACUUUGAAAAUUCAGGUCUCUUGUUGAAGGAGCAUAGAUUGUGUAGGUUAGGUUUAAACUUUUGAAAAAUACAAAAACGAAAAUAAGUUCAAUUCAAGAGAACUCUUAUCCGUUUCGUGUUCUAAGGCGAGUCGUCCAAACUUCACGAUAAAUGGACAAUUUCAGGCAGAGCUAGCAGAAGUGAACGGCGUGGAGUCGUCGAAACGGGCCGACCUGUCCUCGUUCGACACUUUGGGCGGCAUGGGACUCGGAAAACGGUCCCAGAUCUACGCCUUCGACACCCUCGGCGGCAUGGGUGAGAUAUGGAGGAAAAAAUUGGGGUUAUAAGGGUGGUGUCUUGGAAUUUUGAGUGUUACUAGAUCACUAGAAAGGGCACUUUAACUGGUUCAAUAAGCUUGCUGGUUAACUGGCUCAAUAAGCUUACUACUGAAGUGGCCACUAGUGGCAGAAGGGUUUUUAGUGGCCACCCUAGCAUCCUUUUCAAGUAGCCCCUUGAGUAGCCACAAAACCUAUAAUUUUCGGUCAUUAAGGGAUCACUAAAUAUUCACUCUAAGAAUCACUCAAAGAUAACCGACUAUUCCAUUAGUUCUAAGCGACCUCGGACAUUGGUAACGCGAAACGGACGUGCUCCGGACGUUUCUGAGAAAUUCUAGGGGUCACUUAAGAGUUCUGAGGCUACUAAAGUGAUUCCUAGAAAUGCCCCGACACGUCCGAUUCGCGUCCCGUUCGCGUUACCAAGGCCAGAGACGUUAUGUCCCGAAGUUAAUGCCAAGUUAAAAAUAAUUUCCUGAAAAUUCAAAAAUUAUCUCUGGCUCUCUAAGAUUUAGUUGUCUUUUUCCUUUCUCUGACGGCUUUUUGAAUUUUGCGACUCUAAAAAUUUCUCAGUUUACCUAAAAUUUCAGAAAUUUUUUUCAGGCCUCGGAAAGCGAUCGCAACUGUCGGGAUUCGAUACGCUUGGCGGAAUGGGUCAGUUAAAAAACAAUAAUUCUCUUUUUCAGGCUUAGGGAAAACGUUUCUCUGGUUUCGAUACGUUAGGCGGCAUGGGCCUCGGCAAACGGUCUGACGUCAUCGGCGACAAAAGAGCCGCACUUUCCAGUUUCGACACUCUUGGAGGUAUACUCCGGGAAAAGGCUUUUUCUCUGCGCCCUCCUCGUCUCUCGCUUUUUCAUCUUUCUCUGACCCCGCCGGCGAGGGAACAGACAGGCGCAGAGAUGCGGAAAAGUGUCAAAUUGCGGCAAACGGACUAUAGGAGAGAAUGAGCUCAAGGAGAUAAAGGUCUCGAAACGAAAAGAGAGGCUUCAAUCAAAUAUUCUCUGGCCUUUUGGAAAACUCAGCAAUGAGCCGUUGUAACGCAUUUUUUUAUUUUUUUAAGCUUUCACAAAAUUUUUAGGUUACUGUAGCUUCAGAUUGUCGUUUCAGGACCUUUCUUCUUGAAAUUUCACUGAUGUAUUAGUUUUUGGAACACUUAUGAGAAAGGAAAAAUCAGCUUGAGAAUGAAAAAUGUUUCCAUUAAUUUUCAAAAAAAGUUCUUUCAAAUAAAUUCUUGUCUGCGCCCUCCCAUGUUUACGUGCUAUUUUCAUGUCUCUAUGACCUUUUCAAUAAGACAAGAGAAUUGAGAACACAAUGUACAAAAGAAAAAUGAUCAAUUGAAUGAAAACUUUCAGGAAUGGGCCUUGGAAAGCGGUCCGACCCAUCACCAGUAUACAACUUUGUGAUCCGCCCCGCGUACAACUGA